AAAGAUUCAGACUGGAAACAGGGCUCCUCGUCUCAGGCGGUAGAGUAGACACCCCCUUCCCGAGACCAAACGGACAGGCGGCUAGCAGGCCGCGGUACAACUCAAGCCAGAAAAGGACCCCCACACUAGUAGGCGUCGCUAAGGAAGGCCAAGAAAUGGAGGUGCUGGGGGGAUGUUACGAACAGAUUCUGUUCGGGUUCUCCAUACAACCGGCCGAGAACUGGGCAGUUGCUCCCGAUUUUACUCAUCAUGCACACAGUGCUUCACUGUCAGCAGUAGCUGUGAAUGAAAGAUAUGUAGUCACUGGGAGCAAGGAUGAAACUAUACAAAUCUAUGACAUGAAAAAGAAGGUAGAACAUGGAACAUUGGUACAUCACAAUGGCACUGUAACCUGCUUGGAAUUCUAUGGGAGUGCUCAUCUAUUGAGUGGAGCUGAAGAUGGUCUCAUAUGUAUUUGGAAUACAAAAAAAUGGGAAUGCUUGAAGUCAAUUCAAGCCCACAAGGGCCAUGUGACAUCUCUUUCUAUUCAUCCUUCUGGAAAGUUGGCUUUAUCAGUAGGAACAGACAAAACAUUAAGAUGCACAUCUUGUUAAAUGGUCGCCUAGUGGUGAGAUAUACGUGGUGGCUAUAGCUAACAAAGUUGAUAUAUACGAUCUGGAAACGGCUUCUAUCUCUGGUACCAUUGCUACAGAAAAGAGGAUAUCUUCAAUAAAGUUUAUCACUGAUUCCAUACUUGCUAUUACAGGAGAUGAAGAAUUUGUACGUUUAUUUGAUUGUGAAUCUCAAAAAUGCCUUUGUGAAUUUAAAGCUCAUGAAAACAGAAUCAAAGCACUGUACAAUUUCAAAAUGGAAGGCUUACACAUUCUAGUAACAGCAUCAAGUGAUGGCUACAUUAAGGCAUGGAAUCUGGAUAUUGAUAAGAUUGAGAAUGCUCCAUCAUUGCUAUGUGAGGUCAAUACUAAGGCCAGGCUUACCUGCUUAGCAGUAUGGCUCAAAAGAGAUUUUGAAGCAGAGCAGAUCCCCGUUGAAGCCACAACGUCUUCAUCUCAGGUACAUGAAGCCGAGCAGCCAUCACUUAAGAAAAAGAAAAUUUGUUGGACCGAUAGUAAUAAACCCUCAGAGGGAGAUGUCCAAAAACCCGUUCUAAAAAGAAAAUCAGGAAACAUGCAACAAAAGAAGUUACAGAGAUUAAAAUAAAUAUGUAGUCGUAAUCAUAUCUCAUACUAAAUAUAUAACAAGGAACCAAUGUGGUUUUCACUUUAAGACAUUUUUCAUUUUUAGUACAUUCUUAAGAAUAUUUUAUAUAUUAAUGUUUCUAGGAAAUAGCUAUUAUAUUUCUGCCAUAACAAUACCCAGAUCUUUUGACUUCUGUUUUUAAGUGUGAAAAUAUAAGUCUCAAAUAUUCUACAAUGUAUGUGAAAUUUCCUAUUCUAGUAUUAUUUAAAUUAAUUUCCAAGUUGCUAAUAUAUUUUGAUAUUUACACAUAUUUUCAGGUUUUCUUAGUUUUUUUCAUGGAGGCAUUAUUCAUAUAAGGAUUUUAAUUACCAGAGUAAAAAUGAAUACAAACUAGACUUAAAGAAAAAAGAGUAAGAAAGAAUAAAAAA
Molecule: messenger RNA, 1604 nt
Organism: Protobothrops mucrosquamatus (brown spotted pit viper)
Lineage: Eukaryota; Metazoa; Chordata; Lepidosauria; Squamata; Viperidae
Gene: PAK1IP1
Product: PAK1 interacting protein 1
Molecular function (GO): protein binding
Source: RefSeq, a predicted model, not a curated record